Messenger RNA from Drosophila eugracilis, 1679 nucleotides. Its product is annotated as putative N(4)-(beta-N-acetylglucosaminyl)-L-asparaginase GG24090. Gene Ontology annotation, molecular function: N4-(beta-N-acetylglucosaminyl)-L-asparaginase activity. The coding region runs from base 234 to 1418 and encodes 394 amino acids. NCBI's taxonomy places the organism in Eukaryota, Metazoa, Arthropoda, Insecta, Diptera, Drosophilidae. The record is from RefSeq and is a predicted model, not a curated record. Gene Ontology annotation, biological process: protein deglycosylation. The transcript has 2 exons. Gene Ontology annotation, cellular component: lysosome.
CAUCAGCUUUAGCGAUUAGUGAUUUUACCUUCACAUUGGAAAAAAUGAGCUUUUUGAAAUAAACCGUAAAAUCCAUAGGACUUCUUAAAAGGGUAUAUCAAAACAGCCGAUAAGAAAACAUCGGAGUGAGGUUAAACUGCAAGCGUUUAAAAGCAGCUCCCGAUUAUUUUCCUUCAGUAUUAAACAAGAUUUCAAAUAGAGCGACGUCCACUUAAAAAUCAGUAAAAAUAACAAUGCUCUUGGCAGGAUGUCUUUGGGUAAUUUGUUUGGCUUUGAUGCCAUUUCCGAGCCUUGCGGUAGAUACUUCGCAAAAGCCAACGCUGGCCUCGGCAUUUAGCUCAAAAUCAACAACACCUGCUGCUUCGAAUACAUUGAAGACGAAUAGGACGACGGGGGAGUUGCUUCCCAUGGUCAUCAACACAUGGAACUUCACGGCUUCCAAUAUGUUGGCCUGGCGGAUCCUUAAGCAGAGCAAGGGUGGACUACGGCAGACUCGCAACGCCGUGGUAGAGGGCUGCUCAAAGUGCGAGAAACUGCAGUGCGACCGAACAGUGGGAUACGGCGGAUCCCCGGACGAGUCGGGUGAGACUACGUUGGACGCAAUGGUCAUGGACGGUGGGACCAUGGACGUGGGCGCUGUGGCUGGUCUGCGACGCAUAAAGGAUGCCAUCAAGGUGGCGCGUCAUGUUCUGGAACACACGCAACACACCAUGUUGGUCGGUGAUGCGGCGUCCGCCUUUGCGAAUGCAAUGGGAUUCGAGUCUGAAUCACUGAUCACGCCAGAGUCAAAGGACAUGUGGCUACAAUGGAUGGCGGAAAACUGUCAGCCGAACUUCUGGUGGAACGUGCACCCCGAUCCCAAGGUUUCCUGUGGCCCCUACAAGCCUCGGCCCACUCCCCUGACUCGCUGGAAGGAAGACCGUGCCCGCAACGAGUAUGAAAUCGGGCGCAAGAACCACGACACCAUCGGCAUGAUAGCCAUCGAUGUAGAAAGUAACAUCCACGCGGGCACAUCCACCAACGGUGCGCGUCACAAGAUUCCUGGUCGUGUCGGGGAUUCUCCAAUUCCGGGUGCCGGUGCUUAUGCGGACAACGAGGUGGGCGCCGCUGUGGCCACUGGGGACGGAGAUGUGAUGAUGCGGUUUCUGCCCUCGCUUCUAGCCGUGGAGGCCAUGCGCGUGGGUAAGCCUCCAGCUGAGGCGGCCGCAGUGGGAAUACGCCGGAUGAUAAAACACCACAAGGAUUUUAUGGGCGCCGUCAUAGCCGUUGAUCGGCUUGGAAACUAUGCAGCCGCCUGCUACGGAUUGGAUGAGUUCCCCUUCGUAGUCAGCAGUCCCGCAGGACCCAACGGUCCCACUCGGUUGGAAACAGUCAAGUGCAUAGCGGGUCAAGAAAAAGUAAAUGUGGUGUUCUUAUAAGAACACUGAAAAUGCAAAGGGUUUUAAUGACAUUGUAAUUUGAUUUUAAUUUUCCUACUAUUUUUAGGUGUUUUUUAUCGAUUAAUUUUUGAAUUUUUGUAUUGGAAUUGUUUUUCGAUAUACGGCGUUGUACCGUUGAUUGGCGAUAACCACUUUUAAAAAUGCUUUGUGAUGGUCACCUUAAAAUUCUGGACUGAAAGAUAUAGUGUUUCCAAUUAAAAAGUUACCCAAAUAAAACAGAAAAAAUAUUUUAAACUUAAA